Argentina anserina (silverweed cinquefoil) is the source of this 1305-nucleotide messenger RNA. RefSeq lists its product as uncharacterized. The coding region runs from base 88 to 795 and encodes 235 amino acids. Lineage: Eukaryota; Viridiplantae; Streptophyta; Magnoliopsida; Rosales; Rosaceae. The record is from RefSeq and is a predicted model, not a curated record. The transcript has a single exon.
ACCUCUCACUUUCAAACCUUCUCUCUCUCUCUCUCUCUCUCUCUGAUGGCAUCCCGAUUCUCCUGACCCGACCCGAACCCCCGUCACAUGGACAUUCCCAAUCCGACUCGCCAUCGCCCCAACAAACCCUCUCCCUCGGAACGCUUCCUCGGCGCGUACUGCCACGCUCCUCCCCCAACCACUUCCAACCCUAACUCCUCCCCCGACCUCGCCGACGAGCUCACCGAGGACGAUAUCUUGUGGACCACCGACUUCGCCGUCGAGCCCAAUCACCACCACCACCACAACAACCACUCCACCCCUCCCUCCUCCGCUUCCUCAACCCCUCGCCGCCACCACAAGGGAUUCUCCCAGCCGGAGAGCUUCGGAAUCCUCGCCGCUCUCCCGGACCGCGGCGACGCCUCCUCCCCCAACCACCGGAGCCACUCGCACUUCUUCCACAAGGCCUCCGCCUCUUCGCCGUCGUACGCGCAGAUGAUACCUUCCAUUCCGAAGCCGCCGCCGCUGCAGGACCACCACCACCACCGCUCCUCGUUUUCCUCGUCGUUCAAGUACCAGUCGGCGCCGGUGAACAUACCGGUUCUGAUGAGGAAGAAGUACGAAUUGGAGGCCGUCGCCGACGAGGAGGAGGACGACGGCGAGAUGCUGCCGCCGCACGAGAUUGUGGCCCGGAGCUCCGCUCACUCGCCGGCGGUGGCGUAUUCGGUUCUUGAAGGCGUGGGCAGGACCUUGAAGGGUAGAGAUCUCCGGCGGGUUCGCAAUGCCGUGUGGCGACGAACAGGUUUUCUCGAUUGAUUUUAGAACAUUCUCUUCGGCUUUUUCCUCUUUUUUUAUUGGGAAAAGAAUUCAGAGUUUGUUUUGAUUUAAGAGUAGUCAAUAUUUUUUAAGUGGUCGAUUAUCCCCAGUAAUGCUUAGGGAGACUUUAGUUUAUAUUGGGGAAAGAAUAGUUGAUCUUGAGUUAGCAAUUUUUGGUUUUUCGCUUCAUUUCUUGUGUUAGCUAUUGUGUAUUUGUGUUUGUUAGUCAUUUGAUCAAACAUCGAAUGAAUGCAAUAAGAUUGGUUUGCCAGGUUAAAUUGUUUUCGAUUAUGAACUGAAAUUAUUUGCUCGACUUAAGUUUCUUUGGACUGAUUUACUGGUAUCUUUAUUCGCAUUUCCAGUACACCAGUCAGUGUUAAUGAUCAAAUGGUAGUAUUUAUUGUCAAAAGGAUAAAAGAAGUUAGUACUAUUUAUUUUCUAGUGGGAUCUUUGCUUUUUACGUGAGGCACCUUGGGGUGUUUGAUAUAUGCAGCAUUUUGCUUUAUGAGA